AUGUUAAUUGUUGUCGUGUUCCUGUUCCGUUUCCUGUGCUGCGCGAUAGCCGUCGAAUCAGUAGCUGACAACUGCAUUAAGAAUGGAUACUCAGAAUGGUGUUUUGUGUUCAUUCCGGAACCUUUGACUUUUGCUGAUGCCCAGAGGAAAUGUGAGGCCCUGAAUUCCACUCUCGCGACAAUUCCCAAUCGUAAAGUGAAUGAAUUCGUUGUAUCUUAUUUAGGCACGAUAGCUAAUGGAACAGAGUCGUUUUGGAUUGGACUACAUUGGUCGCACAGCAUGCUUCGCUGGGUUUCAGGGUAUCCAGCUGUUGCCAAUGUCUUUUGGAAUGAUCCUACUGUAGAUUUAAGUCUGAACUGCAUAUUAGAGUCGACAGCUGGUAUAUGGAGUCCACGGUUGUGUACCGAACUCCAUCCCUUUCUGUGCAGCUCAGAAGUGAAGGAUUUUGUGGAGUCUAGUCAUUUCCUGUCUCCUAUGAAGUAUGAGUGUCCACCCAAAUUCCAUAUAGUGGGUCGUCGUUGUCUUCGUUUCUUCGUUAACGAGAUGGUAACUCGCGCUGAGGCCGAAUCCAUUUGCACAGGACUGGCCUCUCACCUCCUCUCUAUUCGGUCGUUUCGCGAAAACGAUCUCCUCAUAGCCAUGCUGGCUGACCAUCCUUCAACUUUUUGGCUCGGUUUGAGUCGAAAGUCCAACAGCUACAUUUGGGAAGACUCGGGUGAUAUGGAAGUGACUUUCACCAACUGGAUGGCGGGUGCGCCCACUGGAGACAUCUCGAACAACUGCACCGUAGUACACACAGACUUGCACUUUCUUGGCAAAUGGGCUGAGGUCAGCUGUUCAUCCGUGGCCCAUUUCGUGUGCGAAGCUGAGCCAAAAAUGGUGUCUAGUCACAUCGAAAGCCAUCUCCAUGGCGACCUCUUUGUGCCAGGUCGUUGUUCCAACGGCUUUUAUGAGUAUCGCGGUGCUUGCUACAUGGUUAUUGACCUGCCUAUUGGGGUCACACGUACUCCGAAUUUGCUCGCAGAUUCCGUCACCACGGCCUGUCAAAACACGGUGUUGAUUAAGAACUGCAGUGCUCCCAAUAUUGGCACUGUCCUAUGCCCCAUGGUUGCAUCACCUCACGAUCAAUUCGAUGCGGCAUUCCUGCGUUCCUUAGUUGAUAAAUUUCAACACUCCAACGCAGCAUGGGUCGGCCUCAAAGCUGAUCGAAACCAUGUAUAUUCGGAUUUGCCAACAUUUUUGGAAUCGACAAGCCUCCUCAAUUACAGCAUCGUACAAGCUCUCAACAAUUCUACUGUCUGCUUGUCAUUGCGCGUGGAUAAGACACUCCUCUGGAACGACGCUUGCGAAUCUCAUCUGCCUGCUCUGUGCGGCUAUCAUCUGGAUUCACGCUCACUACUUUCCUGGUCACACAGUCUUGAUCAUAACCCGAAAGAGCUGAAGUGUCCCAGUGAUGAGUGGAAGCUAUUCGGCGCCAACUGUUACCUUCUGGGAGGUGCUAACCUUGGUAAAAACUGGCACUCGGCGGAGAUGGCCUGUGUUCAUAUUGGUGGACAUUUAGUCUCAAUCACUUCCUCUGCUGAGGCCAACUUCGUGCAAUCCAUUCUCCCCACCAGGCAGCUUCUCAAACCUUGGAUUGGUCUGCGAGUGUCCCGUGGCGCGAAUGUCGAUGAAAGCGCGUUUAUGUCUUGGACAGAUGACACUCCGGUGAACCACCUAUUGCUCUAUGUAGACGCCCACGGAGAGGACAAGGAAUGCUUUCAGCUGGGCGGUGCGCGAGAGGAAAUGCUGCAGAUAGAAGCCAGUGCAUGCGAGGAAGAUGCACCUUUUAUUUGCAAGAGGCUUGCUUCUCCCAUCUCCCUCGGAUCGGAUAACUGCUUACCAGGCAGCCAUCCCAAGUUCUGCUUCAGCGUAAACUACACAGCAGUAAAGUUCCUUGAGGCCGUUUCAACCUGCCAGGCUGUUGGUAAACACGUGGCCACUAUUUUGGAUAAAACGCAACAGAACUUUGUUCGGCGCACCCUACAACAACUUCCGUCUCCUGAAUUGGAACCGUACGCCAAAAAUAGGUUUUGGAUCGGUCUGCUUCGAUCUCACGGAAUGCUCCGCUGGAUUUCAGGCUAUCCUGCUGUGCCAUAUGCCUUCUGGACAGUGGAUUUUGUGGAUUAUAAUGGUCUCUGCGUCUACGUGGAUGUUGGCCUUGGUCAUAUACUGAAUUGGGGAACAUCGACUUGUGAAGAGGAGUAUCCAUUUUUGUGUUCAAACUCACCUCCUCUGCCACUGCUUUCGUCGCCUUUGGACAACUCCCCUAUUUCUUCGUUGAGCGCUUCGUGUCCUCCGGGCUUCCUCUAUGCCAGUGGCAAGUGCUACAAGGUGGAGGGUGAUAGACGAAACAACUUCACUUUUGCUGAGGCCAUCGCUAAGUGUUUAGACGAUGGGGGCCACCUUGCCACCAUUUCUUCGAUGCACGAACAAGACAUUAUCUCGGUGCUGUUGGCCGAACGUACUUUUCCUUUUUGGAUCGGUUUGAAGGCUACCAUGGAAGGUCGUGAAUGGGUGAACGGGGCCUCAGUCACCUACACCAACUGGAAGGAAAAUUACCCCAAGUGGCCAAAUCCAUACCGCCCAUUGUGCACGUAUGUGAAGAAUCAAGGAGCGUAUGUUGGUCAAUGGGCGGAGACCACUUGUGACGAGAAAAUGGGUUUUAUUUGCGAAACAAAGCCCAUAGAUGUACAUCUGCAUCAGCCGACUACUUCGCACCUCUUCAGUCAGGAUGACUGUGCUCCAGGUUUCCUGCACUACCAAGGCGCGUGCUACAUGAUCCUCAACGCCUCCUUCCCUGUCCUUUCCGGUCGCAGUGCCAGUCAACUCUACGACAAUGUCAGUGCUGCUUGUGCGGCCACCUCCCCGGUCGCCUUGGACUGCGGAAAAGCGCGUGGUCUUGCCGGUUGUCCGGUCGUCAUGACACCUCACUCCCACACUGAGGCCGCUUUCAUGCGUCUCCUUAUGGGCAGAGAAGGUGGUGGCUACGUGACUGAGGUUUGGACGGGCCUUAAGAUCCUCUCCAACAACACCCUUGACAUCGCUCAAACUGAGGACCAAAUGGCGCUGGGGUCAGUUGACAUAGAUUUCGCUCAUCUGGACAAUGGCGCUGGUCCUGGCUACACCUGCUUCUCCCUUCACAGGGAUAAUACGUUUUUGAACUCUCGUCAUUGUUAUAUCCCUGCUCCAGCUAUCUGUGGCUACUAUCUUGACACGCAUCCUUUGCAUCCUCAACUAGCCAUUGUGGACGACUUCGCUUGUCCGGCCGGCACUGAGCGAGUGGGAAUGAGUUGCUUCUAUCGUGUUACCACUGCCAAAAAACUAGACUGGCAUCGUGCGGAGGAGUACUGUGUGACCGCUGGAAGCGAAGUGAUGGGCACGUCUGCCGACAAGAAAGUUGCUGGACAUCUUCCUUCUAUUCACGACGCAUCUACACAUCGCUAUAUUAGACAAUUAGGGGGCCACGGAACCAUGUGGCUCGGCCUCGUUUCAACAACAAUACCAGACAAUAACGCCGAUGAUUCUCUGUUCAGCACCAAGUUGCGAUGGUCUGAUGACAGUCCUGUUGACUACCUCGCAUUUCCUUCUGCUAAAGAGAGCAGCCAGUGGAUGUCAUUUGUGAAAUCUCGCGAAACCUGCAUUGCUUUGAAUGUGAAGUCCGGUUUAUGGAUAGAGAUUGCCUGCUUCGAACCGCUCACGUUUGUCUGCCAAUUUCCCAUUACAGCUUUUCCGAAAAUUCAUUCACUUAGUGGCAACAAGUAUCUUCCUGUGGUGACGCAAUGCCCCAGCAAUUUCACAAUCGAGACAGAAAGCGCUUGCUAUGCGGUUGUGGAGACACGACUUUCUGCUAGAGAGGCGCUUGCUUUCUGUCAUACUCUUCAUCCCUACUCCAGUCUCGCCUCGCUACACUCGGAGAAGGAGGAAUGUGAUCUUGUAGAACAGAUGGCUAAUCAGCAUCCGGAGGAAGCGUAUUGGUUUGGAUUGUCACAGUCCGAUCUACAGUACGUCUGGGCCGAUUCCAGUGUGGUGGAUUACGUUCCCAAGACUAACAUGACUGCCGAAUCCUCGCACUUUUGGCAUUUUCAGGACUGCUUUACUUUCAUUCCGAUACGCAACGGUUCCAAUGCACUUUUGACCCCGACGUGGUACGAGACCGAUUGCUCUGCUGAGCGACCUUUUAUCUGUCAAAUCUAUCGUGGCAUCCAUGGGCCACCGUCUAUGGAACCGGCUCAUCCCGCUCGUUCCGACUUGCCACCUUUGCAGUGUCCUCGGGGCUACAGGCAGUACGAGGACCGGUGUUUCAGGUUUUUCCCACUACUGAGGUCAUUCGAUGAUGCUGAAUUAAUCUGCAGGAGAACGGUGGAGGAGACGGGUUUCGUAGGUUCUCUUGCCAGAAUCUCGAAUUCUCGCGAACAAGACUUCGUGGCAGGUCUUUUUGCUGCGGAGGCGCCACGACAGCCAAGCAUGGCGUGGAUUGGGUUAAGACAGAGUGAAAAACGCUGGACUGACGGCACAAAAGUGACCUUCUCCCGAGAGAGUCUCGACUUUCCUGUUCCUGUGCCUCGAGAUGAGGAGAACACGUGUACAUUUUUGCUCUACUCCUCCAAUGUUCACUUUUACGGCCUCUGGUCGCGUUCUGCAUGUUCUAUCACGGAUCAGGUUUACUUCAUCUGCCAAGCUGUGCCCAUCUCCCUUACCGCCGUCACCGUAGCCAACAGGUCCGAAAUUGAUGAUACGGAUUCGACAGCUCUGACCUGUGGUGAUGGAUACACCUUGGGCUUCUUCAAUCGCACUGCACUGGCGCUGGGUGAAUCUUUGUCGACACCACAUUGCCUACAACUAGUUAGCGCAAUGCCGAUGACGUGGCAGGAUGCUAGAAGCCUAUGCAAGGAACAAUCAGCUAGCCUGCCCUCGAUUGACACACUGGCGGACCUGAGUUUUCUCCGAGUAUGGCUCCAAACACCUCAAUCUCUUGGUGGUGCUGGUCUCUCCUCCAACGCAUCUGUCUGGCUCGAUCUUCGUGUGCCUGCCUGCCCGAAGUGCUACUCGAAUUGGCGUUGGCAUGCCAAUGAGUCGGACGAGUCUCCAGUACGAUUGACAGACUGGUUCAACGCACCACCUGAUCCCUCCGGUUGCUAUCUUUUCCACGUCGCGUCAGCGGCAUCCAAUUCUGCCACUGCUCCCCACCUCCGUUCCAUUAGACCGGCGGUCUCUUGUACCAAUAUCAGCCUCCCUGUGGUGUGCCAGAAGAACCUGCCCUCGUUCUCUAAUAGGAUUCGGUCCCCUGUAGAUCAUUGUGUGCAAAAUCCCACUCCGGAACUUUCUAGUGUCAUUGCCUUUCACACAAACCACAGUGUUGCCAAAUCGGGUCGCGCUUGCAUCAGAUGGGAUCUGGUACAACAUGACUUCAAUCGCUCGGAUGCGGUGCUGCCGCGAAACUGGCGCAUCUUCACCGCGAUGAUCGCAUACAGCGAGCAUGCGAGUCCAUUCUGGGAAGAGCAUUGUGCCCACCUAGCCGUACAAGACACCACAGGCAAAACGGUGUAUCGCUAUGCUUGCUACACCUCCACGGAUCCGGAUAGUGGUCUAGAGGACUGUGACUUGGAAGAUUGCGUUACCAGUCUCAUCCCUCUUGGUUGGAUAAUUUUCAUUGCACUUUUCUGCCUUGUUCUCGGUGUGGUGAUCACUUUGUGCUUCGUGCGAGCUCAAAAUCGGCAGCGCUUCUUUAUCCCCCGGGGUCGGCGAUUUCCUCCCAUCAAAAUGACCGCAAGUAGCUCUGUUUUUGGAAGUGCGGCAGCGGCCCAGAAACACCGAUUGCAACAACACGAAGUACUCUACAACAAUGGUAAUGGCGAUUUUGCUGCAUCCUCUUUGCGCAUUUUUGACGCUGCCGCGCCCUCUUCGCCGCUGCACUCACUUGUGCCUUCGCUGACGUUCAAGCACCACAUCCACCGACCACUGCAUGACCAGGACUCCCUGCUACUGAACGAACCCGACAAUGCAGACGAGUUCAUGGGGCCAGUGUGA
Molecule: messenger RNA, 6069 nt
Organism: Hydatigera taeniaeformis
Lineage: Eukaryota; Metazoa; Platyhelminthes; Cestoda; Cyclophyllidea; Taeniidae
Source: the annotation of a GenBank genome assembly